AUGGCGUCGGCUUCCCACGUCAAGGUCGAAGCUCCAGCCUCGGCACCCAUCGCUACACCCCUCGAUAUCCCGGCCCGGACUGCUAUCAUGGAGUCUAUUGAGGACAUCUUAUAUGGCUCGGUUGCCGGUAUUGUCGGCAAGUAUAUCGAAUACCCAUUCGACACGGUGAAGGUCCGGCUACAGUCACAGCCAGACCACCUCCCGCUACGAUACAACGGCCCCUUGGACUGCUUUCGUCAGUCGAUACGUGCAGAUGGGGUACUAGGACUAUACCGGGGCAUUAGCGCACCACUCGUCGGUGCGGCUGCCGAAACAAGCAGCUUGUUCUUCUUCGAGCGAAUCGGGCGAGAUUUUAUAUACAAGACCGGCUUCUGUGCGCCGGAUGAGCCACUGCCACUCUCGGCACUUUACUUCACCGGAGCAUUCUCCGGUGUCUUCACGUCAUUUGUCCUCACACCGAUCGAGCUAGUCAAAUGCAAGAUCCAAGUCCCGGAGACCGAGGCCGGCGUCGUGAAGGCGCCUUUGCGGCCGCUGCCGGUCAUUCGAGAUAUAUUCCGCCACGAGGGCAUCAUGGGCUUCUGGCACGGACAGCUGGGCACAUUGAUCAGAGAAGCGGGAGGCUGUGCGGCUUGGUUCGGCUCCAAGGAGACUACGACGAAGCUCUUGCGAGACUGGAACAUUAAAAAGGCCAAGUCGCAGGUCGAGGUUGACGAGAUAGUCGCCAACCCCUUGCCGUUGUGGCAGCAAGCUCUGGCCGGCGCCUCCGCCGGCGUUUCAUACAACUUCCUCUUCUUCCCCGCCGAUACGAUCAAGUCACGCAUGCAGACGACGCCGAUUGGAGGCACGGCGGUGAAGCGUACCUUUGUCAGUGAAGGCAAGGCACUCUGGCAGCAGGCCGGCGUGAGGGGUUUCUACCGGGGCUGCGGCAUCACCUGUCUGCGGUCAGCUCCAAGCUCCGCGUUCAUCUUCAUGGUAUUUGACGGACUCAAGAAAUAUGUCCCUCUUUCAUAA
This is a messenger RNA of Phaeoacremonium minimum UCRPA7, 1011 nucleotides long. Its product is annotated as putative amino-acid transporter arg-13 protein. The transcript is spliced from 2 exons. NCBI's taxonomy places the organism in Eukaryota, Fungi, Ascomycota, Sordariomycetes, Togniniales, Togniniaceae. The coding region runs from base 1 to 1011 and encodes 336 amino acids. Gene Ontology annotation, molecular function: L-ornithine transmembrane transporter activity. Gene Ontology annotation, biological process: mitochondrial L-ornithine transmembrane transport. The record is from RefSeq and is a predicted model, not a curated record.